Xenopus laevis (African clawed frog) is the source of this 2222-nucleotide messenger RNA. It is a transcript of the gene mitf.S, whose product is annotated as melanocyte inducing transcription factor S homeolog. NCBI's taxonomy places the organism in Eukaryota, Metazoa, Chordata, Amphibia, Anura, Pipidae. Bases 138 to 1676 code for a protein of 512 amino acids. Gene Ontology annotation, biological process: melanocyte differentiation; regulation of DNA-templated transcription; regulation of transcription by RNA polymerase II. Gene Ontology annotation, molecular function: protein dimerization activity; DNA-binding transcription factor activity, RNA polymerase II-specific; RNA polymerase II cis-regulatory region sequence-specific DNA binding. The record is from RefSeq and is a predicted model, not a curated record. Gene Ontology annotation, cellular component: cytoplasm; nucleus. The transcript is spliced from 10 exons.
GAAAAACUCCCGUAUGUAUAAACUAAGUGCAGGCAAGGACGAGGGAGUUUGCAGUGUCUGACAGUGAGAGAGGAGAGUUGCACCCACAGGGAGCUGCUUUACAUACAAACACUCCGCUAGGACACAGGGCUGCAGAAAUGCAGUCAGAAUCUGGAAUUGUUCCUGACUUCGACAUUGGCGAAGAAUUUCACGAAGAGCCCAAGACCUAUUAUGAGCUGAAAAGUCAACCGCUGAAAUACAGCAGCUCAGCGGAGCACUGCGGAGCUUCCAAGCCGCCUCUAAGCUCCUCCAGUAUGACAUCACGGAUUUUGCUACGACAGCAACUGAUGCGUGAGCAGAUGCAACAGCAAGAGCGACGAGAGCAGCAACAGAAGCAGCAGGCAGCUCAGUUCAUGCAACAGAGAGCGGCCGUCAGCCACACGCCAGCCAUUAACGUCUCCAGCAGCCUGCCUGCCUCCUCCCAGGUACCAAUGGAAGUACUCAAGGUGCAGACCCACCUUGAAAAUCCUACCAAGUACCACAUCCAACAAGCUCAGAAACAGCAGGUAAAGCAAUACCUGACUACGGCCAAACACUCCGGCCAGGCGUUAAGCUUACCCUGUCCAAACCAGCCUGGUGAUCACAUCAUGCCCCCUGGACCGGGAAGCAGCGCGCCAAACAGUCCAAUGGCUUUGUUAACAAUUGGUUCAACCUGUGAAAAAGAGAUGGAUGAUGUGAUUGAUGAUAUAAUAAGCUUGGAGUCCAGUUAUAAUGAAGACAUUCUCUUAAUGGAUCCUUCUAUGCAAAUGGCAAACACGCUGCCUGUCUCUGGUAAUUUGAUUGACAUUUAUGGAAAUCAAGGUAUGCCUCCUCCGGGGUUAAACAUCAGUAAUUCUUGCCCUGCUAAUCUGCCCAAUAUCAAAAGGGAGUUCACAGGAACUGUUAUGUUACGGUCAGUAGAUCUGAAUGGAGAGGGCCCUAAAGAGCUUGCCAGUGGCCUCGUAGAUUGGACAACAGUUAAAAAAUCGGAGGCACGAGCAAUGGCCAAGGAACGGCAAAAGAAGGACAAUCACAACCUCAUUGAAAGAAGGCGAAGAUUUAACAUCAACGAUCGCAUUAAAGAAUUAGGCACUUUAAUACCCAAAUCGAAUGACCCUGACAUGAGGUGGAACAAGGGAACGAUAUUGAAAGCCUCAGUGGAUUACAUUCGCAAACUGCAACGAGAACAACAUCGAUCAAAAGAGGUUGAGAAUAAGCAGAAGAAACUGGAGCAUGCCAACCGGCAUCUGCUCCUGAGGAUACAGGAGCUAGAGAUGCAGGCUCGCGCACACGGCCUCUCUAUUAUGCCUUCUACCGGCCUCUGCUCGACAGACCUUGUCAACAGAGUCAUUAAACAAGAGCCAAUGCUUGACAGUUGCAAUCGAGAGAUGCUGCAAAACCACCAUGAUCUCUCCGUCACGACCACUUUAGAUCUUACCGACGGAACCAUCACGUUCAGCAACAACCUGAGAAACAUGACUGACUCCCCAACAGCCUACAGUAUCGCCACCAAGCUGGGUUCUAAACUGGAAGACAUAUUCAUGGACGAUACACUUUCUCCAAGAGUAAAUGACCCAUAUCACACCAUAUCUCCUGGGGCCUCCAAAACAAGCAGCAGAAGCAGCAGCAUCAGCAUGGAAGAAAAUGAUCACUGUUAGCACAUGCCGCAGGACAUGCUCUUAUAAACUGUAAUUCUUAUAUUGUUUCAGAGCAGUAGAUAACUUUUCAUCUAGCUUUCUGGAUAGUUCAAUUCAUAGAAACUUUGUUGUGUUUGCCCUAUAGGCCAGCACUUUUUUUUUAGACUUUUGUAAAGACUUUUGGUGUAUUUUAUGAAUUGGGUUGCCUCCAAAGUAUUUUGAGAAACUGAUUUGUACAUACCAGGACUAAUGGAGAAUAUCAAACCUAUUUAAAGCAGCUUCCCUCCACCAUAACCAUACUGUCAAUAUAUUCAGUUUAAUCUCUCAACAAACCACUUCCCAUCGUCAUAUGAAAAUGAAGGCACAGAAACAAGUAUCUUUUGGAAAUGCUUAGAAUACCUCAACCCAUCUGGGUGAUAUUGUCCCAAGAAAAUGAUUUUAAAUGACUCUGAGUAUUUAUAUGAAGACAAGAUAUGGAUGAACACUCAAUCAGGUUUUUUUUUUUCCUGGGCCAUUUGGUUUUAAUAGAUUAGCUCAGGAGUAAAAUGAUAAAGUAUUAUGGCAAAA